GGUUGGCUUCGGUGUGUCGAAAACAAAAGGAGGGAUGGUGAACUAUGAUGUGAUGGUUGGAGGUGUUUACAACGGUAGUGGCUAUGCAAAGGACUAUUUGACUAAAAUGCAGUCUAUGCCGAUGCCACCAGAUGCAGAACAAAAUUACAAUCUGACGAGCUCCUGGGAAAUGGACGGCUACACAAGCUUGAUGUUCUCCAGGAAGAGAGACACUGGAGAUACUCAAGGCGACGUAGUAAUCGAGGUGAGAUCGAUAGAGAUCCAAUCCAAAAUUUAUGGUGCAUCAUGCUACUUUACCAUAAUAAUAUGCAUACCAUUAAAAUUACGUAAAGCCGCGUCAUGUUGCUCUGACGGCAGUUUCCACCGGCCUGAUAUUGAUCGAGCGUAA
This is a messenger RNA of Stylophora pistillata, 388 nucleotides long. RefSeq lists its product as uncharacterized. Gene Ontology annotation, biological process: dopamine catabolic process; norepinephrine biosynthetic process; octopamine biosynthetic process. The record is from RefSeq and is a predicted model, not a curated record. NCBI's taxonomy places the organism in Eukaryota, Metazoa, Cnidaria, Anthozoa, Scleractinia, Pocilloporidae. Gene Ontology annotation, cellular component: secretory granule membrane. Gene Ontology annotation, molecular function: dopamine beta-monooxygenase activity.